This is a messenger RNA of Phascolarctos cinereus (koala), 2656 nucleotides long. NCBI's taxonomy places the organism in Eukaryota, Metazoa, Chordata, Mammalia, Diprotodontia, Phascolarctidae. The record is from RefSeq and is a predicted model, not a curated record.
GGUUCGGGUAUAGCUUAUGACAGUUAAACCCAUCAGGUGUAGGACAACCUUAAGUUGACUCAAUACAGAAAAGAUGUAAGACUCAAGGAACUAAGGAGCCCAUUAAGAAAUACAGAAACAUAAGACACUAGACCAAUUUGAAUCUCCCAGGCAAUACUGUGGGGCCAAGGAACAAACGUUCCUUAUUCCCUCCAGACCUACACUGUCAGAGCAACUCACAGAAGAAACAGGGCAGGAAUUGGCAAGGUCCAGACUUCAGGGAGACGGGUCUCCGGCUCCAUGAGGGCCUCUAGCCCUCCAGCUGCGGAAACCAUGUUGAUGGUCCUCAGCCUUUUCUGUGGAGCAUUUUGUUGAGGAACUCUCCCUCUGAGAGCUCAAAACACAAGAAUUUUCAAAUUUGGAGAUUUUCAAACUUGGAAUCACUCAUGAGGUAACCCCCAAGGCUGGGGAAGUGUUCCCAGGAACGCAGAUCUCUGACUUGUACUCUUGGGGUUGGGGUUAGUGGGGAGGGAGAAAUCCACCCCCUCCCCUCAUUGGAUUCUAGCCUGGAAGUCCAAGGCAAAGAAAAUGACCCCCUCCUCUCCAGGGUCUUGCAGCUUCACACCUUCCUAAAGCCAACAUGGGGAGCAGGCAGCCGGAUGGAGAAAGGGCUGGGUCCUGGAGUGCUUGGUGACCGUCCUGCUGGGCAGGGGUGGGAGGGAUUGGGACCCCCAGGGUGGAAGGUUCCUAGGUAGGGAAGGAGCCGGGGAGGGGGGAGCUGGAGACUCUCUGGCCAAUCCCCUCAUUUCCCAGACGAGGAAACAAGAUGUGUGGGUGGGCUCUUGGAAAGUUUCCUGGACCUGCCCGAGGUCACGGGGUCGUGGCUUGGGGCCAGGAUUGGAACAUGGGUCCCCUGACUGGAGGCAGGCACUAGGGCCGUCAGCCUGUCAGACAUGACAGCUGACUUGGAGGCACCCACUGGUGUCCUUUGACCUCUGACCUCUGGGGCUGUUCCCAGGGUGCCCUGAGGAAGCCAUAGCCAGACUGGGGAAGGCAGGGAGGGCCCGGAGAGGACAGAAGGAGGAACAGGAGGUGGCCGCGCUGGCAUGGACGUGUUCCAGAAGGUGGAGAAGAUCGGUGAGGGCACCUACGGGGUGGUGUACAAGGCCAGGAACAAGCAGACGGGGCAGCUCGUGGCCCUGAAGAAGAUCCGCCUAGACUCGACUCUCCAGUCUCAUCCCCUGCAACCCAUCCCUUGCUGCAGAGAGACUGAGGGCGUCCCAAGCACCGCCAUUCGAGAGAUCUCCCUUCUCAAAGAGCUUAAGCACCCCAAUAUUGUCAGGCUACUAGAUGUGGUACAUAGUGAGAAAAAGCUAUAUCUGGUGUUUGAGUUCCUCAGCCAGGACCUGAAGAAAUAUAUGGACUCAGCUGCAUCCACAGAACUCCCUCUGCACCUGGUCAAGAGCUACCUCUCCCAGCUGCUCCAGGGGGUAAAUUUCUGCCAUUCUCAUCGGGUCAUCCACCGUGAUCUAAAGCCCCAGAACCUUCUCAUCAAUGAGUUAGGUGCCAUCAAGCUGGCUGAUUUUGGGCUGGCCCGGGCCUUUGGCGUGCCCCUGCGUACCUACACCCAUGAGGUGGUAACCCUCUGGUAUCGCGCCCCUGAGAUUCUCCUGGGCUGCAAGUUCUACUCAACAGCCGUGGAUGUCUGGAGCAUUGGUUGCAUCUUUGCAGAGAUGGUGACACGCAGGGCCCUGUUUCCUGGGGAUUCAGAAAUUGAUCAGCUGUUUCGAAUUUUUCGAACCCUUGGCACACCCAGUGAGGCCACGUGGCCAGGGGUCACCCAGCUGCCAGACUACAAGGGCAGUUUCCCCAAGUGGACCAGGAAGUCGAUAGAGGAGAUUGUGCCCAGCCUUGACCCAGAGGGCAAGGACCUGCUCAUGGUCAUGCUCAGCCCCACGCCAGGGCAUGCUGGAGCAUUUUUGCCGGUGAAGGGGAUGGGCGUCCAGCUUCUACCCUCUUCCCCCUCCUCAGGCCCGAUACCCAAAGUCCCUUCUGCAGCUGCAGCUCUAGCCAUCUUUCCCUAAUGUUGGGAAGGAAUUACAGGCAGGGUGAGCUUUGUGUCUAGGUUCAGCUAUGGCCUGGGGACCAUGAGAGGCUAGGUUUGGACCAGUCCUUCUACCAGGUUAGUAAGAGUUCCCAUGUUCUUUGUUGGGUUUGACAGCAUCUCUUCAGAGUGGAGGGCACAGCCGCCUCAUAAGGGUGAGGGAGAGGUGAGAGAGCAGCUCCCUUGUACUUAGGAACAGUGGUGGGUGGUGCUUAGGGAAAGAGGGCCAAUUGGUUUUUUGUAUCCACUUUGCUCUGCUUCUUAGGAGCAGAUCUUUUUGACAUCAUUGACCUAGCCCAAACUUUACCUUCAGGUCAAAAAUUCCAAGAUAGAGGGGACUCUGUUCCUGUACCCCACAUCCAGCCCCCCUGCUGUUCUUUUGGGGUUUAAACUAUUUAGGACAGAGUUUAAUUCCGUUUAGAAGAGUUAGAAGAGAGGGGAAUUUUUCCAUACAUGGUCAGUGGCAAGUAAGUGAGUUGGGUGUGUUUUCAGCAGUUGGCUAUUUACCUAUGAUGUAAUUGCAUUCAUGUGGUCAUAGAUUCAAGAAUAAGAAAUAAAAAUUACAUUUAUGAG